GAAAGUUACCUGUGGCCGACCAAGUCCGCCACUUUCUGCUCUGUGACUGCCCAUUGCCACGAUCCAGGAGGACUCCGCGCCGCCGGGCCACCUCCGAGCUCGGGCCCCAUGUGAGGGGCCCCUCCUUAUCCCACCUUUCCGGCUAGGUGAGGGCGCGAGCGGGCGAGCGAGCGAGAGUGGUGAGGGGGGACGGAAAAGCAGAAUUACCUGUAGCUCUUGUUCUGCCAUCUCGGGCGCUCUCACACACCUUCACCUGCACAGACUUGAAAGUCCAGUUUCACCAGAGGCUGAGGCUCCAGGAAAAGGGGAGCGAGUUCAUUGGAUCAAACAUGUCACAAGAGUCGGACAAUAAUAAGCGACUGGUGGCCGUAGUGCCCAUGCCCAGUGACCCUCCGUUCAACACCCGAAGAGCCUACACGAGUGAGGAUGAAGCCUGGAAGUCAUAUUUGGAGAAUCCCCUGACGGCAGCCACCAAGGCGAUGAUGAGCAUUAAUGGUGAUGAGGACAGCGCUGCUGCCCUGGGCCUGCUGUAUGACUACUACAAGGUUCCUCGAGACAAGAGACUGCUGUCUAUGAGCAAGGCAAGUGACAGCCAAGAAGAUCAGGACAAAAGAAACUGUCUCGGCACCAGUGAAGCCCAGAGUAAUUCGAGUGGAGGAGAAAACCGAGUGCAGGUCCUAAAGACGGCUCCGGUGAACCUGUCCCUCAACCAAGAGCACCUGGAGAAUUCCAAGCGGGACCAGUACAGCACGCCCGUCCCCGAGAGCCCCGCCGUCGUCCCGGUGUCGGGAAUCACGGUGGUGAAAGCUGAGGAUUUCACACCGGUUUUCAUGGCUCCGCCCGUGCACUACCCCCGCGCAGACGGCGAGGAGCAGCGAGUGGUCAUCUUCGAACAGACCCAGUACGGCGUGCCCGCCAUGGCCGGCCACGGCACCUACCUCAAGGACGACCAGCGCAGCACCCCGGACAGCACCUACAGCGAGAGCUUCAAAGACGGGGCCACGGAGAAAUUUCGGAGUGCUUCAGUUGGGGCCGAGGAAUACAUGUAUGACCAGACAUCAAGUGGCACGUUUCAGUACACCCUGGAAGCCACCAAAUCUCUCCGUCAGAAGCAGGGGGAGGGCCCCAUGACCUACCUCAACAAGGGACAGUUCUAUGCCAUAACGCUCAGUGAGACUGGAGACAACAAAUGCUUCCGACACCCGAUCAGCAAAGUCAGGAGCGUGGUCAUGGUGGUCUUCAGUGAAGACAAAAACCGAGACGAGCAGCUGAAAUACUGGAAGUACUGGCACUCCAGGCAGCAUACGGCGAAGCAGAGGGUCCUCGACAUCGCAGAUUACAAGGAGAGCUUUAAUACGAUCGGAAACAUUGAAGAGAUUGCGUAUAAUGCCGUUUCCUUCACCUGGGACGUGAAUGAGGAGGCAAAGAUCUUCAUCACUGUGAAUUGCCUGAGUACAGAUUUCUCCUCCCAAAAAGGGGUGAAAGGACUUCCUUUGAUGAUUCAGAUUGACACGUACAGUUAUAAUAAUCGUAGUAAUAAACCCAUUCAUAGAGCUUAUUGCCAGAUCAAAGUCUUCUGCGAUAAAGGAGCAGAAAGAAAAAUCCGAGAUGAAGAGAGGAAGCAAAACAGGAAGAAAGGGAAAGGCCAGGCCUCCCAAACCCAGUGCAACAACUCCACCGAAGGAAAGUUGGCAGCAAUGCCUUUACAAAAGAAAAGUGACAUCACCUACUUCAAAACGAUGCCCGAUCUGCACUCGCAGCCAGUCCUCUUCAUACCCGACGUCCACUUCGCGAACCUGCAGAGGACAGGACAGGUGUAUUACAACACGGAUGAUGAACGAGAAGGCAGCAGUGUCCUUGUUAAACGGAUGUUCAGGCCCAUGGAGGAGGAGUUUGGUCCAACACCUUCCAAGCAAAUCAAAGAAGAAGGAAUGAAGCGAGUGCUUCUGUACGUGAGGAAGGAGACUGAUGACGUGUUCGAUGCCUUGAUGCUGAAAUCCCCCACGGUGAAGGGCCUGAUGGAAGCGAUAUCUGAGAAAUACGGGCUGCCGGUGGAGAAGAUAGCAAAGCUUUACAAGAAAAGCAAAAAAGGCAUCUUGGUGAACAUGGAUGACAACAUCAUUGAGCACUACUCGAACGAGGACACCUUCAUCCUCAACAUGGAGAGCAUGGUGGAAGGCUUUAAGAUCACACUCAUGGAAAUCUGAGCCUGGUCUCGGCUUGCCCCCAGUGCGUCCCUCCCUGGGUGAGGAGGAGGCCCGGCCCCAGAACCCGCAGACCCGCCUCACCCGUCUCACACCUGCUGUUACACGACUGUGCUGGGGAGCGGCGGGCCUGAGCCCAUCCACCGGCUCCUGCUGUGGAGCGGAGGCCCACGCCCCUCGGGAAGGGGCCUUGCGUCUGUCAGACCCUUAUUUAUUGUCCACCUUUUUCCGGAGCCCAGGGCCAGGCUCGCCAAGUCUCUGCAGGUCACUGCUGGCUCCAGAUGACGCCAUCCAGAGCCCUCAAGGGCAACGCCGCCAAUCCUCCCUCGUGAAGAGCCUGAGAAGGUCUCGUCCCGUCUCUCACCUCCCCACUUCGCCCGAUGGCUGGACAAAACGAGCUGCCUCUGGGCACAGCAGUCAGAGGUGGGGUAAGAAGUGGAUGUCCUCUUACUGGUCAACCCCUGAGAUUGAUCUGGGGAAGGUCAUCUUGCUAGAUACCUCCAG
Messenger RNA from Molossus molossus (Pallas's mastiff bat), 2708 nucleotides. It is a transcript of the gene GRHL2, whose product is annotated as grainyhead like transcription factor 2. The record is from RefSeq and is a predicted model, not a curated record. The coding region runs from base 330 to 2207 and encodes 625 amino acids. NCBI's taxonomy places the organism in Eukaryota, Metazoa, Chordata, Mammalia, Chiroptera, Molossidae. Gene Ontology annotation, cellular component: nucleus. Gene Ontology annotation, molecular function: RNA polymerase II cis-regulatory region sequence-specific DNA binding; DNA-binding transcription activator activity, RNA polymerase II-specific. The transcript has 16 exons. Gene Ontology annotation, biological process: brain development; neural tube development; regulation of transcription by RNA polymerase II.